AUGGCAGGACUACGCCCAACGCUCCAUCAUCUGAAUAACUCGCAAUCGCAAAGAAUCCUAUGGCUGCUCGAAGAGCUCGAAAUCCCAUACGACCUUAAGCUUCACCAACGCGUCAAGCAGAGAGCUCCUCUCGAGAUGAAAGAAACACAUCCGCUGGGAAAGGCUCCACAAUUGGAGACGGGCGAUGGGAGAGUUAUUGUGGAAUCGCUGGUGAUUGCAAAAUACCUGAUCGAUACAUACGACAAGACGGGCAAGUUCAAGGGCGACGGCAACAAGAAUGACUGGAUACGCGACGACGAAUUGUGCAAUCUUGCUUCUGCUAGCCUCGGAGCUCCAAUGGUCGUGGAAGUCAUCAUGACCGCGGCGGUCAAGUUGACCCCUUUUUUCGUCCGCCCAUUGAUAUCGCUAGUCCACAGGCAACUUCGCAGGGGCUACUCUGGGCCGGAGCUGGACCUGUAUUUCAAGUAUCUGGACGCUCAACUGGGAAAUCAGGACUAUUUCAUGGGCAGCGCCCCCGGACGAGCAGACUUCAUCCUCUCAUUUCCGGUCGACACGUGCACAGGAGCUGGCUUCAUCGAUCUCAAGAAAUACCCCAAGAUGGAGGCAUGGCACGCUCGGUGUCGCGAACGACCAGCGUGGAAGAGGAGUUUGGAGAAAGGGAACGGGUACGAUAUGACCUUCAACUUCUGA
Messenger RNA from Cladophialophora psammophila CBS 110553, 690 nucleotides. RefSeq lists its product as uncharacterized. Lineage: Eukaryota; Fungi; Ascomycota; Eurotiomycetes; Chaetothyriales; Herpotrichiellaceae. The record is from RefSeq and is a predicted model, not a curated record. The transcript has 2 exons. The coding region runs from base 1 to 690 and encodes 229 amino acids.